AUGGUCCCUUCAAUCCGGCUUCCACUUCGCCAAGUCGGCAAAAAUGGCGCCUUUGCUACGCAAAUUGGCUCUGGGGCAAUGGGAAUGAGCGUGGCCUAUGAUACUGUUUUGGUUCUCGAUCGUGCCUGGGAGCUUGGCUGCACGAAUUGGGACACUGCUGCUCUCUACGGCGACUCAGAAGAACGGCAUCCUGAGCGCCGUGCCGACAUUUUCCUUGCAACAAAAUUUGGUUUCAAGAAGACCGAUGCUGGGAUCAUAGUUGAUGCAUCCCCGGAACAUUGCUUGGAAUCAGCAGAGCAGAGCCUCAGGCGCCUCAACGUCACUUGCAUCGACUUAUUCUACAUGCAUCGCACAAAUGGAGAGGUUCCUAUAGAGAAAACAGUUGGAGCAAUGAAAAAGCUGCAAGAUGAGGGUAAAGUCAAGUAUCUCGGUCUCUCUGAAGUCUCCUCGAAUACUCUCCGGCGUGCCUAUGCAGUCACUUCUAUAUCAGCUGUCCAACUUGGCGUCGCUGUAUUUGCUUACUCGCCGCUCGGCCGUGGCCUCUUGACUGGCCGUUUCCGAUCAAUCGACGACUUUGACGAGAAUGAUUCGAGAAGAAGGUAUGAUCGUUUUCAAGGUGACAACUUCUCUAAGAAUCUCCAACUUGUGGACAAGUUCGACGAAUUAGCAAAAACAAAGGGUUGUACACCUGCACAACUUGUCCUUGCGUGGCUCUUAGCCCAAUACGAAGCUCUUUUCUAUCUGGAACAAAAUGUUGGAGCAGAUGAUGUCAAACUGUCAGGAGAUGAAGAAAAGGCGAUUAGGAGCUUGGUUGAAGAAGCAGGCGUCCAUGGGGGUCGAAAUCCGUUCGCCGGAUCCUUCCACGAUACUGUGCCACUAGAAUGA
Molecule: messenger RNA, 885 nt
Organism: Trichoderma harzianum CBS 226.95
Lineage: Eukaryota; Fungi; Ascomycota; Sordariomycetes; Hypocreales; Hypocreaceae
Exons: 6
Coding region: 1-885 (294 amino acids)
Cellular component (GO): cytoplasm
Source: RefSeq, a predicted model, not a curated record